AUGGCGACCAUUUCGAAUCUCGCUAAUCUUACCCCCGCCACUGCUGUCAACUCCAGAUCUUCUUCUUCUUCCUCCGUCGUACCCAGAUCCUUCCUCAAUUUCCGCGGUUUCGACUCCAAGCUUUCCUCUUCUCAGCUUUCCCUUCGUUUCAACAACCAUCAAUCCAGACCUUCCCUCUUAGAGUUUGGGAGUCACGUCAAAUUCUGGACCACUAUCAACGAGGCUAAUAUAUUCACUAUUGGAGGUUACAAUGAUGGGACUACACCUCCUGGUCGUUGCUCCUCACCGGGAAGAAACUGCUCAUCCGGGAACUCUUCGACUGAACCAUAUAUCGUAGGUCACAACUUGCUUCUUGCGCACGCCUCUGCUUCAAGACUAUAUAAGCAAAAGUACAAGGAAAUGCAAGGUGGUUCCGUAGGAUUUAGCUUAUUUGCAAUAGGGUUUAUUCCUUUUACAAGCUCCAAGGAUGAUGACAUUGCAAGUCAAAGAGCCAAAGAUUUCUUCUUCGACUGGUUGCUUAGGCCUCUUAUAUUUGGAGACUAUCCUGAUGACAUGAAAAGAACCGUUGGAUCAAGACUACCAGUUUUCUCAGAGGAAGAAUCAGAACAAGUUAAAGGCUCAUCUGACUUCAUAGGAAUCAUUCACUAUCUUGCAGCUUCUGUCACAAAUGCCCAAUUAAAAACUUGUCUUUCAAGAAACCCGGAUUUCUACUCAGACAUGGGCGUAUCUAUGACCUUGCUUGGGAACUUUUCGGCUUUUGAGUAUGCUGUUGCUCCAUGGGCUAUGGAAAAUGUCCUAGAGUAUAUAAAGGAAAGUUAUGGCAAUCCUCCUGUCUACAUUCUUGAGAAUGGUAGACCACUGAAGCAAGAUUUGACGCUGCAACAGAAGGACACACCAAGAAUUGAGUACUUAGAUGCUUACAUUGGUGCUGUACUGAAAUCCGUAAGCGACCCUCAUCUCAAAAGAUCUCCUAAACUCUCUGCUCAUUGGUACUCUGCUUUUCUCAAGGGCAACACCACUUUUCUUGGCUCUCAAGGCAACUGGAGAGCAAAUACUACCCUUCCUCAGCUUCUUCAUGAAAAUGUUACAUAUUAUAUAUUAUGA
Molecule: messenger RNA, 1104 nt
Organism: Microthlaspi erraticum
Lineage: Eukaryota; Viridiplantae; Streptophyta; Magnoliopsida; Brassicales; Brassicaceae
Source: the annotation of a GenBank genome assembly